This is a messenger RNA of Dendroctonus ponderosae (mountain pine beetle), 5632 nucleotides long. RefSeq names its product voltage-gated potassium channel subunit beta-2 (gene Hk). The record is from RefSeq and is a predicted model, not a curated record. The transcript has 10 exons. Lineage: Eukaryota; Metazoa; Arthropoda; Insecta; Coleoptera; Curculionidae. Gene Ontology annotation, cellular component: voltage-gated potassium channel complex; cytoplasm. Bases 1274 to 2689 code for a protein of 471 amino acids. Gene Ontology annotation, molecular function: transmembrane transporter binding; voltage-gated potassium channel activity; potassium channel regulator activity. Gene Ontology annotation, biological process: regulation of potassium ion transmembrane transport; potassium ion transport.
CUACGAUUUGGGAGAAAAUUAGCCCUGAAUGUUGGCAACCGUUCGAUUGUUCCUUUUGCGCAUACCUCCACUCUUUUGCCCGUAACUUGGAUAAGUGGCCAGAUAUUUCAAAAACUCCAAGACCUCCAGCAAGCCUGCAGAAGUAGCUAUAAAAACUAUUCCAGCCUUAAAUUGGAUGGCGGCAAUAACAAGGGAGUCAAACGAGUUCGAAAUCAGAGAGCCGAAUAGACGACUUUCGAAGCAACAUAUUCACAGUCAAAAAACGUAUAUUUCUUUGUGUGUACAUGAUGAAAGCGAAGUUACAGCAACUUCGCUAAAUAUCCAGAUAUUGCAAAACUUCCAACACCACCAAAAGCCCGGAAGAAGUAGCAGUAAAAACUGUUUCAGCCUUAUAUUGAAUAGCGCAAGGGAGUAAAACGAGUUCGAACUCAGACUCAGAGAGUGUGCAACCUUUGAAUUACGACUUCACUAUUUCCAUAGUGAAUGGAGCGAAUGAAGCUUGAACACGUGUGUCUAAAUGCAGAUGAAAAUAUUUGCAAAAAGUAGGUAAUAUUUUGGGCAUCGCAUCAGGGCUGGCGCAUCAUGUCAAUAUUAAAUUACCCUAUGGAGAGUAUCUUGAUUGUCAGCGAACCACCCUGUAUAAGCAUAUAAAAUUGUUGCGCAUAAUUUCCGAACACGCUGUAUGACGACUAAAGGUUAAAACGUCGCGUCAUAAGAAGUACAAAAAUAAAUCACCAGAACAGUAGAAGGGGCAGGAGUGUUUCUAAUUUUAUAUGACGCUGGAACGAUCAAAGCAAGUCGCGGUUAUUUUGGGCGAAUAGUUUUAUUAACUUGAGUGUAAGCAAGCGAAUCAUGCACUUUGAAGAUUUUAUUAGCCAGUUUUAUGGGGUUUUACGCGACAAAGUCGGUCCGUAGAGCGUUUGAUGUUUUCGGCUAAAGCACAAUAUUUUGAUGGGCUCAAGGGCGUUCCAGGACCGCAUUUUUGCACACUUUUGCGGAGUUCCGCUGGAAGUUGCCUGUAGACGCCCUGCUGGCUCUAAGUGGUUUUUCGUUUCCCGCAAGAAUAUUAGUUUUGUUUUAGUCGGAGCGAUUUGCAGAUUAUAGUAAACUUAGGAAAAUCGCUUGCCUUAUUAAGAUAAAAUAACCGAGUUCGUGUAGUGCCUAAGAACACAAUAUUCAAUUACUCGAUAGCCUUAAGAAGCCACGUGUUUUGACUUUUACAAAACACGAAUCGACCAUUUACUCACUGAUUGAAUCGUUUCACUGUUAAUUAAUGAUAAUGUCACAAGUAACUCUAUGCAAUUACUCAAGCAACGACAAUAACAAUAACGAUAAUGUAAGCGAGGAUUCGCAUCCGCCGACCAUUUAUAGGUGCCGCGCACCAAUAGCGAGUCUGGAUUGCAUGGAAGAGUUUAGCGCAGGCAGCGGACUAAGCGGUCUAGCGGAUCGAGCAGCGGACGGUGGCGGGCUGACGAAAGAGCAGCUGCUGCUCGCUGGUUUGACGCAUUCGGCACCCACCGCUCCUCUGCAACUAAACCGCACUGCCAACGUCACUCCGGGCCUUCGCUACCGCAACUUGGGCAAAAGCGGAUUGCGGGUCUCCAAUAUAGGAUUAGGUACUUGGCCUACUUUCAGUCCAAACGUAACGGAGGAACAAGCAGAACAAAUAAUAGUAUUAGCGGUAGAAAGUGGAAUAAACGCUUUUGAUUUGUCCGAAGCUCAUUCCGGCACACGAGCCGAAGUGGAAUUGGGCCGAAUUUUGACUCGGAGGGGCUGGAAACGGACCACCUUCAUCGUGACCACCAAAAUUUACUGGAGCACUAGGUCUGAAGAGCGGGGAUUGUCCAGGAAACACAUCAUCGAAAGUGUAAAAGCGAGUCUGAGUCGUCUUCAGCUCUCCUACAUCGAUGUCGUGAUCGUUCACAAGGCUGACCCCAUGUGCCCCAUGGAAGAGGUGGUGCGAGCCAUGAACUACGUAAUAAACCAGGGCUGGGUGAUGUAUUGGGGCACUGCCAGAUGGUCUCCAGUGGAAAUUAUGGAAGCCUAUACAAACUGCCGGCAAUUCAAUUGUGUAACACCCAUUGUGGAACAGGCAGAAUACCAUCUGUUCUGCCGCGAAAAAACUGAGCUCCACAUGCCCGAACUGUACAAUAAGAUUGGUGUCGGGUUGAUGGCUUGGUCGCCCAUAUCCAUGGGCCUGUCCCAAAGCAAAGACGACAGUACCAUUCAGUUGUUUUCGCGGGCCAGUUUCCGCAACAAAUACAGUUCGUUUUCGUGGACUGAAGAUGAAACUGCUGCUGCAAAUAAAGAAGUGAGUCAAUCAAAGCCGAUUGAAUGUAAUCAUCCGAAUGUUCUUCACUGUGUUACUCUGCAGGGAUACGGCUGGAUGAAGGAACGAAGCCAACCAGCUGAAGAAUCGCGAAAGUAUUCAGAACGCAUCAGAGAACUGAACAGUUUGGCUGAACGUCUGGGCUGUUCGCUGGCUCAGUUGACUAUUGCCUGGACUUUGAAGAACGAGUCGGUUCAGUGUUUGCUGUUGGGUGCGAGCAAUGUGGACCAAUUGUACGAAAGUAUUCAGGCCUUGCAGCUCAUUCCCAAGCUCAACGUAAGCAUGGUGCAGGAUAUUGAGAAAAUUCUGGAGAACAAACCCACUAGACCUCCUAUGGUGUCCACACUGGCGCUUAGAUGACAAUCAAUGUGCCCCCCUGGCUCUAUAAGUGGCCAGGGCGGCACGAGCAAUGCGGAAAGUCCCAAAGACGACAUCAGCAAUGCUGACACGGAGACAAAGGAUAGUCAGAAACUGCCGUUCUGCGAGAUUCAGUGACAAAAGGUGAGCGAGUUUGUGAAAACUCGUAAAAGCAAAACGCCGGACGAAAAACCCAUUAAGGAGAAGGUGCGCUGGUCAUACAGUCCGGAGGAGGGCCCCAAGUGCACCACUGAGCCCUUUAUUUCCAAGAAAAAGGAGAAAAAGGCGGUCACACCGGUUAACGUGUAGAGUUACUAGAGAUUAAUUUGAUUGUUAGUUUUGACGGUAACGGAACUGAUUUGGAAAGAGUACCGAAUGCAGAAAAUAUUUCAAUAUUAUUGCAUGGUUGAGGUAACUAUCUCUUAUAUUUCGUUCGUUGAAUCUUUAGUUCUAGGAGAUCAGAUAUAUUCGCGACAAUAUCUGAACGUUUGGAAAAAUGAAAGCAAUACUUCGAAUAUCGUUUCUUGAAAGUAAUUUUAUCUUAACGGGACUUGAAUGAAAAUGCGAAAUCUAUAAAUGCAAUGAUAUUAUGAACCACUGUGCUACUUCUACUCUAAGGGGAUUCAUACGAAAUAGAUCAUCUACCUAUUUAGAGGAAUCGUUAAAUCAAAAUGAAAGCUGUGACGUACUUUCUGUGGUACUUGUAUAGACUUAGCGUAGGUUUUUUUAGUAGGAAGAUCCAUAUGUUGCACAUUGAUUGGACGCAGCUUUGUUAAUUCCUAUUCAAUUGUACAGGGUGUUUCCUCAUAAGUUGACACCCCCCUAGAUCGUUUAUAUAAAAAAACUUGUGAAACUGACCAACACAAAAGUUGUUCAAGUUUACUCAAAUUUUUUAAAUGUCAAUUUAAAAUAAAGUAUGAAACACGGACAUGUCAAAUUUGACAGAAUUUUUUUUUGAAAUAAACUUCCCACAUAUUUUUAGACACGCCAGUAGGAUUUUUUAUCCCAAUUUCAAAAAUAUAUAUUUUUUCUAUAUUUCCAUUAGCCGUUUUUCCUAUAUUACGUUUAAAAAAUUAUAAAUAGUCACAAAUGAAAGUAGCCUUGAAAUGCGACAAGGCGCUCCCACCACCCCAUGACGUUCGCCUGGUAACACUUUUUUAAUGAAAAUGUUGAUAUCUGAAUUGGACGAGCGGGUCCGAUCCAAUAGCCUCCAAAGAGCCCCGACCUGACGCCUCUCGAUUCUUUUCCCUGGGGUUAUUUAAAGAAGUAGAGACUCUAGUGAGACGAUUUGAACUAGUGGAUGCAAUUCACGAUAUUAAUAUUAAUCAAAACUAAUAUAUGGAAAACGUUAUAGAUAAAAUUGAAGUCGAUUGUAGAGCGUCUGACGUUAAACGGAGUUCAGAUACAAAAUCAGUUAUUUUAGUGAUUAUGUUUUUAUUGAUCUAUUUGUGUUGAAAUUUAUAGUAGCAAUAAAAUCCGUUAUGUUCUCUUUCAAUAGUGUUUUGUUCCAUUUCAGGCUACUAUAAUUUGUUUCUAUUUAAAAUGUUUAAAACAUAAUACAGAAAAAAACGGCUAAUACAAAUCUAGGCAAUAUAUAUAUUUAUGAAAUCAGGAACGAAAAUCCAAUAGACCUGUGCAAAAAUAUACAGGGUGUUUCUUUAAAAAAACAUACUUUAUGUCAAAUGUUGACAUUUCCGUGUUUUAUAUUUGUAUUUUAAUAUCAAAUUAAAAAAAUUUUUAGUAAAAUCAAACAACUUCUGUGUUGAUCACUUUCACAAUUUAUUUGAAAUAAACGAUCCAGAAGGGGCGUAAACUUAUGCGAAAACAUCCUGUACUUCGUAUGAAUACUCUUAACCAACUUGUUGAACGUAACUUUACGAAAAUCCUUAGGACAAAUUUGAACUGUUGUUAAAAUUGGUAAGCGGCGAGUACUUAGGUAUUACCACGUUACAGGCAUCGUGGAAACAAGGCUCUUAUUGUGAUAGUAUUUAUCUUUAAUUGUUCAAUACAUUGCCCUUUCUAAUAUGUAUCUUCUUCGGCAUUUUAGAUGUACAAGUAUUUAUUGGAUAAUGUAUUCAGACGGAUUGAUUUCUACUAAAUAGAUACCUAAUGGUUAAGUUUAGUCUUCUGCCUUCUGAGCCGCCAACGUUUAGUAACAAAUUAUGCCGGUAGUCCUGGCAUUAGAAUUGUGCACAACUUCUAGUGAUAUUAUAUAAUAAGUAUUGGACAAUUUACUAUUAACACCGAGCAAUUGGUGUGUUACACAGAGUUUACGGAAAUAACGGCGUAAUUGCAGAGGCUAAAAAUUAUGUUACCCAGUAAUCACAUGUGCGAUUUUCUCAAGAUGACGUUACUAUCACGUCAGUGUCAGAGACGUAUAAACGUAUAGACAGUGACAGCUGCCAACUACGUUUAAAGAUGCAUUUUAUUUACCCUCUAAUCGUGUAUUGCCUCAAAACAAGAUUUUAUAUCCUAUCGAGAGGAAGUAGGACCUUUUUUACUGAAAAGUAUUUCCGGUUCGAUAAUUUAAUUUUUCUAUUGCAAUUAAAUGGAGUUACAAAGUACUGAAAAUUACUUCUUCAAAGUUCAGUUUUCAAGAAAUGUAAAUGCCUAUAGCAAGCAAUUUUGGAAUAUUUGUGUAAAAUUUGGCGUAUUAUUCUAGUCUAAAGAAUAAUCUUCUAAAAUAUGCCAAUUUACUCACACGUCGUUAUUUCCGCACAACCUGUAUAGUUAUUUUUUACAUUUACUAAUUAUCGGUAAUUCAAAAUGUAAAAAACUUAUCAGUCGUUGUCUCGAUUCUAUUUUAUGCUUUCAAGUAGAGCUUGGAAAUCGCUUUUUAAAUCUAAUAGAUUUAUUGCCGAGUUAGUGCAAGACAACUUCUUACAAAAAUCGUUUUAAAUUAAAACCUGUAAGCAAUUAUGAGUAAAACUAUAUUUCGCUGUUUUG